AUGGUCCUCACCUGGGCAUGCCGCCCCGUCGCUCGAAACAUCCAUACGUCCGCCGUCGCACGCAUGGCACGCAGGUCUCCAACCGCGUCAAGUACAGCUACCCCCUCCACUCAUACAGCCGCUAUGCAGCAGUUGGCAAAUUAUGACAUCGAGAAGGACGUAGACGACGACACGACGAUGGCUGGUCACCUGUUGUUCCAACAACAACGUCAUGCGCUGUACUAUAUGCGCUUGAUUGAGCAUGAAAUGCCAAAGCUGGUCGCGUACCGGAAGCCUUUCAUCCCACCAAGCGUGUCAAUGCCCCUUGUUGUACGCUCCAUAUCGUAUGGUGGCGAACAGCACCCUGUGGAUGUCAAGCGCACCAUAGUUGUGCCCCUUGCCCAGCUACCUCUAAAGGAUACUGCGGCGAUCCACAAAUUCAAGUUACUGGCUGGGCCUCGUUGGACGCCAGAUCCUCCGCCAAAUUCAGGAGUUGAUAGGAAUGAGUCUAACAGCGAGCACGGAUACUUUAAAAUUGCCUGUGAAGACUUCCCAAAAGCAGCCAUGAACUUGAAGUGGGCCAGCGAUACACUGGAUAAGUUGCUCACCGAAGCUAACGACACCAGAGAUACUUUCGCAGAUGUUCCCCUUGAUAGCCGACAUCUCACGGCGAAGGCUAGGAAAGCUAGGAAGGGAGAGCAUGUAUAUGCUCGCCGUGGUGUCCGACCUACCAUCAAAGACUUUCCUAAGGAGUGGUUGCCACUCUCGGAUGCAGAUAAUACUUUCGCCGACUCUUCGUCUAGUUCAGUUUAA
Molecule: messenger RNA, 792 nt
Organism: Fibroporia radiculosa
Lineage: Eukaryota; Fungi; Basidiomycota; Agaricomycetes; Polyporales; Fibroporiaceae
Exons: 3
Coding region: 1-792 (263 amino acids)
Biological process (GO): mitochondrial translation
Cellular component (GO): mitochondrial small ribosomal subunit
Molecular function (GO): structural constituent of ribosome
Source: RefSeq, a predicted model, not a curated record